Fusarium verticillioides 7600 is the source of this 7133-nucleotide messenger RNA. RefSeq lists its product as hypothetical. Lineage: Eukaryota; Fungi; Ascomycota; Sordariomycetes; Hypocreales; Nectriaceae. The transcript has 2 exons. Bases 4824 to 5279 code for a protein of 151 amino acids. The record is from RefSeq and is a predicted model, not a curated record.
CUCAGUUAGACUUGGACAAAGGUGGAAGUUCUGCUUUCUGUCCUGCUCUAGCCUCCCCCAAUACACGCGGGCGCGUCUUUGGGGUUGAGGCUUGACAGGACUCACAGCUAACAGCACUAAAGCGUCACCGGCUUUAGCACUGCGCUCCAAGGCUUCGGUUAGGCUUCUGGUUUCUGGCAUCUGCACAGGCUGCGCUAGCACGACUGCCGAGGUUGAUUAAUCACGGGCCAACAAUGCGAGACCCCUUCCAACUCAAAGUACUGUACAUUCUAUCUCAGUCUGCGUGUGCCUGCUAGCCAUGGUCAGAUAUGAUGACAGAGCUAUGGAUACUUAAACACGUUAAUCACAUCACCUACAGCGCUUGGCGUUCCUGACUUGGCCCUGUUGCUUGCUUGCUCGCACGCAAGGCUAAGUCAGAAAUGAACUACGCCUCUCAUCCGCAUCCUCCGACCUUGCUGGAACCCUCACGAUGCUCGGCUUCAUCCACUUUACUAACUCCAUUCUGGCGAGCAGAAUCCCGAUUCUAGAAUAGAUUCAUUUUCCUGUGCAACGGCUUAUUCCGUUUUGGACUUUUGUUAUGGCUGGCGUUGCGGCUACAGGACGUGCUCUCACCAUCUGCCAGCUUUUGAUCCCUUGCCCGAGAGUCUGGCGCCCCUAACCUCGUCGACCGUUAUUCCCCCCCACACCACGACAAGAUUGCCUGUUCGGGUAACUCUGGUCCGUGUCAAAGGAAACUUGAUCGACUUCGUCUCAUGUUAUAAAGCGCAACAUAAGCCUUUCUCUCCAAGGGUCUCCAUGAACGGAACUUCCCGUCAUGUACUCUGUCUCUUCUCAAAUCAGUCCAUCGCCUAAAGGAUCGUCGGGACGUCAUACCCUUAACCCAGCUUUGCUGACUCGGGAUCUGUCGAAGAAGAGCCUCCGGUUCUUGUCCUUGGAUGCACGACUGGCUGGCGUGGUGAUUCGUUCUUGAGCGAGUGAGUGUCAAGGACUGGUCCUGUCAACUUCAUGGAAUGACCAAAUGGGGACAUUGCAUUACAGCUCUCUGAGCUCUCUCGUUUGAGAAUAGUCCACUUCGAACUGAUCCAGUUGUUGCCCUUGCUGCCAAUCCCCAAAUGCUCAAACUCGGGCCGUUGAGCUUACCAUAGCAUCACUAGCGGGCGUGCAGCAUGCUGUGAUCUCGUUUGCCGCAGGAUCAGGAUCAGUUCAGGGGGUGACCCAGAGAAACGUUUGGGGGAUACCAUUCGUCUUCCACGUCAUCUCCCAUACCGAGAAACCUCACUGCGUUGCUGUCAAGAGUAAACAGGUUCGAUUGCAACCUCAUAUACGCCAGUUUUAGCCCAUGGCUAUUUGUAUUUAUGUCGUUCAAACCCCAUGUCUCCUUUCAACUACCUCUAGUAAAGAUGUACAAGGACUAUCACGCGAAUCUUGCAAAAGACCAAAAUCCUUCUAGUGAAAUGUCGUUCAAAGGAUCUGCAAGCAAUCUUGAGGAUUCGCCGAGAACAUGUCCUCCUUCUCAAGUAGGACAUCGCAAAAUUAGUGCUGUGGGUUGCGAGAAGAGUCAUGCGCCUGUUGCAAUCAAGUCGAGUUCGACGGCUAAAUAGGAUUACGGCCCGUUGUGUCGUAGGGAGGAAAGAUCGCGUGGAGAUGGUUGUCCGACUACCUGAUCUUGAUGCCAACCAUCUCACAAGAUGUGCAAUUGAUCACCCACACGCGAAAAGGCGAUGUUUCCACUGUGGUUUGGGAUGAUCUCCGGAUGCACCACUGUGGCGGAGACACGUUAACUCUGCCAGGCUCAACAGGGCAACUCAAAAGGGCGGCAAGGGACGAUCAUGGGGGUAGAGCCACCCCGAAAUUCAGUACAUACUGUCACAUUUCAGAUACCUCCUUGCUGACACCAACAAGUCUUGGGGGUAUAGCCAGUCGACAACACCGUUGCAGUCUUGUUGGACCGAAUCUCGAUGCUGGCAUCCCAAAUCCCAAUGAUGCGCGCCCUCAGCAGCCACUCGAUAGUCUCAACGCAACAUCGAUACCAGGGAGCUCUAGGAGUUUUGUUGCUGAGCUAUUUCUGUACGAAAACUGUUUCAAGCACCCCAGUUGCUAAUAGUAAGCGCUUUGGAGGAACCCGUUGCUGGAGAUCGCUUGCGACCGACAUAUAACCCUGUUCGAUAUUAGCUAAACCCACCAACAACCUAGGGCGGUGUUGUUUCACAAGACUGCGACCACAGUAGGUAUUCGGACUUUUGACUACAAUCUACCAUCGUCCAUGAUACACAAAGUGAAAAACAUGCACUAUUAGACUCGGAAUAAGUUGGUGGACGAUCAGCGGAUGUCGGUCCUGGCCCCCGAUGUGUUUCAUUGGAAACAGCUAAAACAGCUAUAGCAACAGCCUUAUCACUUCAGUUGCUGACGCCUCAAUUCAUCAAAAGGAGAACAUCAGUUUGGCGCUUGCCACGGUCCGUUAACGGGAUUCUUCCGGGACCGUUGAAUGUGCCCCCUUGCUUAUGACUGGGAUUAUUUCCAUGUGGCUUACCACGCUGUUUGUGACUAUCAGUCAAAACCUUUCCGCGAAAAACAUGGCCUUGAGACAAUGCAAUCUUGACAAACGUGAUGAAAACUGUUUGCCAGCCACCUCAUGGCAGGGCGUGGCAAACAUCUGUGGAGUGCAAUCCAAAGACAACUCCAGUGGCAUGUGGUGAUGGAGAAGGGAAUGGUAUUAAAUGGAUGCAACGUCUUGACACAUGUUAGCGCCGACUGCUAUUCAUAGCUGUAGAUCGUCACAGCCAUGGCUUGAAUGCAUUCCGAAGAUGUUUGCCUAUGACUGGAGCCGAAGUCAUAUUCGAUGCUGAGAGGAAACAAGUCAUGCUUAGAGGGCGAUUGGUACCCCGAUGAGAAAAUUUCGAAUCUCCCAUGUUCGAGUCUAAGCCUUGAAUUAGGUUUACUUUUGUUGGCCAUGUUGCUCCCUGUUAUGCGGUUGCUUGCCCCCAUCGUACGACCGUUUCAUAUUGCUUUUUCUCGAUGUAUCUCUAUGUGGUACAUAACUAAUUCCAGGGACGAAGAAAGACAAAGUCUGUCAGAGGUGGUAAGAAGAAAAACAUUGACAAUGAGAGGAUCAGUGACGAGCUGCAGCAAAUGGAACAGCACAUUCCACAAAAUAAGUGCCAGUACGGAGUUUACGGACAGGUCAUUGUGGAGGAUGUACAAUAUUGCUUUUUACCGGCCUCGGGAGUUGGUUGAUAUGAUACAUACAUGACUUCUGCACAGCCAACCGCACGCAUUGACCUUCGUACAUACACAUACAUAAACGUUUAUGUGUGUGUUUGUUUCCGUCAAUGGGUCGGGCCUUAUGCCGGUGGCCGUGCCCUACCGAUCGAUAGUCCCAGCUCUUGUGUGUGGUUUGCUCCCUCGGCGUGCUGCAUGUCUCAGAUAUCACAUGGAGCUGUGAGGGAGAGAAAGAGCGGGGAUAGCUUUAGCCGCCGUUGGCUAGUCGCCAUUAUUCCCCUUGAGACUACCAACGUAGAUCCCGAAUGACCUGUAAGUUUUGAAAAGUGCUAUGAUAUAGCCCCCCCAGACGUUACAGCACAUAUACCAACCUACACUAAUGCACCUUGUGUCUUAUGCGAGGUUAAGGACAAGCAAAUGAACACGAGUCGAGACUUUGGCCCAAGGCACUAAGAAGCCACCGAGUCAAGAUUCAAGACGCAACUGGCUGACCUCACUCUAAAUCAUCGAUGCGUGUGGCCAGAGACAAACACUCUAAUCAGUCAAUAUUUCACGUUCCUCUCAGGUUUCAUAUCGGGUCACUCAUAACUGGCCAAGGUGGAGAAACACAAGCGCUGUAUUGGGCGACCAGCUCGUCGACUUAGACAAGGUAGCUUGAAGUCUAUCUCUGGAGUAACCUCUUGGUAAUUACCGUCCCCAGCAAUGCUAGUGAAACGUCCAUCAUCGAUAGCCUCCGCCGUAGCUGGUAACUAACAUGCUGCAACUUUAACCAGCUAACCACGCCCCGGGCUCUGGGCCAUUUGAUGUUGGAACAUUAGAUACAUAUCGUGGAUCAUCGGUUGUUGCAUCGGCAUUCCUGUUGUCGGCGCGUGGAGUGAGUUCACUCGCGUCUGCAGAAAUCUGGUACAUGCUCAGGGUCCUUGUCAGGGUAUAGUAACUGGGACCGAUUUCGAUAUCGCUGUCGCCUGACUGCGUAGAUGCGACGGUGAGUUCAGGGGUAGAAUUAUGACUUCGACUACAGGCGAAGGAGACUGCGAAGGGGUUUGGUCCAGAAUCUCAGAACGAAACGGAAACAUUCCUAGGUCUCUGAACGGAACAGCAAAGGGAUCGUUCCGACUUGGGGUGUAGGGGGAGGUGACUGAUGUUCUAGGCGUCGGAACGCGAUCGUACAAUGAGCGUCCAUGAGUUAUAGGCUUUGUUGCUGAGGCUUCAAUCAUGUCCUCCUUUCGACAAUGUCUCCGGGGGUGGGAGCCACAUUUGCGACAUUGCCUCUCAGCAAAGUCCAGAGGAAUGCUCACAGCUGCGGCGCGGCGACGGUCCAUCUCCGCCGCCAACUGUGUCUUCACCACUGGCCUAGCGAGGCGCCUGAAAGAGCGCCAGCCUGCAGGACUGUCCAUUCUUCCCUUGACGCAUGGCCAACAGAGACACAAGGCAUACUCCUCGCCAAAUAAGUGCUCAUAGAUCUGAUAUUUACUAUUGCGGUGGGAGACCCUCACCUCUUGGUUAUCAGGGGGGUCUGGGAUCAUGUAUACAAGGCCACCAAAGUAAUUGACACAAAACCGUUCAUAUUUCUGGGGCGCGAGCUUGUGUGUUCUCCAGACGAGAUGGAUGUCAAAAUCGGUAAACCGAAUAUGAUCUGGAUAUUCGAACCGCCAGUAUCCGAUCUCUUCUCUGAACGUCUCCAGAGUGAAGAACCUCCGGUAGCGCUGGAUGGCGGGCCUCAACACCCGCUCAUUGUCCUCACGGGACACGUAUAUGCGAUGCCAAGAGAACUUGACAUCUUGUUCUGCGAGGUCAAGUUGACGCUGGACGGCUUUAUGGAAGUCGUAAAAGAAUCUCUGUUGACCUCUUGGUGUCAUAGCGAUAUGGUUCAGUCGCUUCUGAGAGAAAAGUCGGAUCACUUCUUGAGUCAUUUCAUUGGGGCUGACGGAGAAGACAUAAUCAACAGACAUGCUCAUGAGGCUGCAGGUUUCUGCCUCAUGGUACACACGGUUGAUCCUGUCCAUGCACUCCGGCGAAGGUUCGAACGAUCCAUGCCUAUUGCCGUCAAGAGCUUUUAACUAAGAAGAGUUAAUUGCUGAAUUCUUGAGCACCAGAGGAGUUGGUAAUACACACCAAUUCGUCAGGGUUCCACCGAGAAAACAAUAGUUGAGAGUCCUCAAUAAAAUCACCCCAUGCAACUGGGUCUUGCAAGAACGCAUGCCAUACGAGAAGAACAUCCAGGGGAGGAAUGUCUCUGUUCAGGUCAAUGUGGCCAUCAUGCGACGCCUUGAACCAAUCUAGGAGUCGGCGAACGCCCAUAUUGAUGUAGCAUGUCCAUGCUGCGGCUGGAUCGAUCAUAUGCCUCACGGCCCAGAUGUCAAUCUUGGGCUUAAUUGAAACGAAGUGCUCCAGCAAGUGACAAUGUAAAACAACAUCUUUCUCGUCGACUGAAGCGUGUAUAACCUUUUGAGUGAUGCCAAGCGAGUCCAAGUCGGAGAAAGGUGAAGUCGGUGGAUCUGUACCAAAAAGGAGUCGAAGUGUGCUUCCACAGACGUUAACGCCUAAUGCAGGGAGAAUGGUUUGCUAGACGUACUUGAUAGCCAGCUUCAUCAUUGGCUCGAGGAAUAGUACCCGAAGAUUCCGUAUGUCUCAAAGAAUAGGUACACUGUGGGUUGAAGCGAAGGACUCAAUGCCAAGCGCGAAGAGCUUCAUGCCAGGCUUGAGUAAAUCGAUAUCAGUUAUCCAGGCGAGCUACCGAGAAGCUCUGUAUGCGUCACAGAGAGGCAGUAGAGAAGAUCGCGAGCCUUUAGGCGAGGUAAAGCGAGAGUUUCGGUCAAAGGGAUGGUUGUGGCUGGCUGACUCUGUGCAAAGGAUCUUGGGGACCACAAGUGGUUUAAGUAGAUCACGUCAAGUUUGGACACACAGAUACGCUGGGGCGUCAAUGAUCAGACUCGUCAAUGUUGAUUCUCAUACAAAAUAGAUAUCGCGCACUCUUCAAAGUAGAUAGAAAUAGGAUAUCAAGGUUGGAUUGACUUCCAGCCUCAGCCUCCCGCGCGGGAGGCUUUGCUAUUACGAUAUGAUAUAGGCCCGACCUGGACAUUGGGCCUGAAGAGUAACCCCUAAGUCAGCGACACGAGAACUUAGAGGCGCCUAACACCUGCAUCAAAGAUGGGACUUUUGCUCGUCUAAUGCACAGCAUCGUCAGAUCUGCCAGGUCAGGACGCGUCUUAUAUGGGAGGCGGGUUGGCCCAACAACUUUCAGAUGUGUGGCGUCUCUCAUAAGCCCAUACUUCGUUUACCAGGCACCAGAAAGGAAGUCUAUGAUGCUUUGGACGCAGGAGAUUCUGACGCCUUGUUAUGUUCUCGGCGACUCCGGGGGACACGAGACGAAAGAAGUCAGGAUGGCUUUGGUGCGUUUAGGCAGUCUGAUCUGACCAGCGGCAUAUGCCGUUGAAGGCUGAACGAAGCCUUCGUGAUCAUGAGAAGCUGUGCAUGAGCUCGGUCGAGCAUACGAAGAUAUAUCAGAAAGAGACAAGUAAAAAAACAGACGAUAAUAUUGUGAUGAGACUCAAGCGGCUGGAGGUUCACAGCCCUCAGACCGGUCAACAUAGAUGGCUCGUAUUAUCCGAGAAUCCGAUGAGUAUUGCCGAGAAUGUCCCUUAGAAGCAUUUGCCCUUCAAAACGUCCCGAAAUGGUAGAGCUGUGGUGUCUAAGUUAUCAAGAGAUCAUCCAUUACUCACCGUGGCACCAAACUAAAACCCCACAAGCUAAGCGAGGUGCACUCUAAGUUGAGCGAGUACAAAGCAGCUAUGAAGAAAAAUGAAUUACGCUUGUAGUCAAUAAUGCAGCUGAUACAAAAGGUGUGUGUGGAAGCCAUAGACAGAGGGAGUAUCACGCAAAAAGGGGCGCUGUAACUGCAACAAAAGGCAAAA